This is a messenger RNA of Thelazia callipaeda (thelaziosis nematode), 1044 nucleotides long. The record is from the annotation of a GenBank genome assembly. Lineage: Eukaryota; Metazoa; Nematoda; Chromadorea; Rhabditida; Thelaziidae.
AUGUUUCCGAAUCAGCCAGGAGUAGCACUGGUAGGUGCUACAAUAACAAUGGAUCGUUCAAGGUUUGAUCUUAAUUUAGCCCUCCAAAAUUAUGAGCCGUUACGCGUACCGAUGACAGACGAAGAGGUAGAAGAAAGAUAUGAAUCUAUUCGUAAAAGGUCUGGUGUACUCACAAUAAUGGGUGUUGCAUACAAAGCACAGCUCUCUGAUAUUGUUGAUACCAAAGAACUUGGUCGUGGCUCAUUUGGUGUGGUGCGAAAAGCAUUUUUCAAACAAACGAAAACACUUAUGGCAGUCAAAAUAAUUCCAAUAACAGGCAAUGCUGAGAGCAAUAAGCGGACUGUGAUGGAUAUGGAUGUUAUUAUGAGAUCUCAUAACUGUCCAAAUAUCGUUCGUUGCUAUGGAUGCUUUGUUUUUGAGUCAGAAGUUCGUAUAUGCAUGGAGCUGAUGUCAAUGUGCCUUGAUAAGCUUCUUAAAAUUGCUCUACGUAUUCCUGAGACUAUUGUUGCUAACAUUACGAAAUCAGUGCUUCUAGCUUUGGAAUAUCUAAAGGAAAAAGAAAAUAUAAUGCAUCGAGAUAUUAAACCAUCAAAUAUUCUGAUUGACCAUGGAGGAACUAUCAAACUCUGUGAUUUCGGCAUUGCCGGUCGACUUAUUAAUUCAAGACGAGCAGAAACAAACACCAAAGGAUGCGUAGCUUAUCUAGCGCCUGAACGGGUAGCCAGCAGCGAUUGCGAAUAUGGUGUACGGGCAGAUGUUUGGAGUUUAGGGAUAACACUUAUCGAGCUUUCUACAGGAACUCAUCCAUAUGAGGGAUGUUCAACAGAUUUCGAAGUCCUUUCAAAAAUUAGAGACUUUUCUCCACCGCGGCUUUGUCCGUCUGAACAAUUUUCUUCCACCUUCUCAUCAUUUAUUCAAAGAUGUCUGAAGAGGGAACCAGUCGCUCGUCCCAAUUAUCAUGAACUUUUAGAAGAUACAUUUAUCCGAAGUAAUUCAACAGAUACUGCAGCAGUCGCCAAGUGGUUUAAUUCACUUUGUGCAUAA